Molecule: messenger RNA, 1825 nt
Organism: Chaetomium strumarium
Lineage: Eukaryota; Fungi; Ascomycota; Sordariomycetes; Sordariales; Chaetomiaceae
Exons: 1
Coding region: 295-1728 (477 amino acids)
Biological process (GO): regulation of transcription by RNA polymerase II
Molecular function (GO): DNA-binding transcription activator activity, RNA polymerase II-specific; zinc ion binding
Source: RefSeq, a predicted model, not a curated record
UGACUCGGAAUUUGGAGCUAUGCGGAAUUAUCUAAACCCUUGUUGGCUUAUUUAGGUGCUCUUGUCUCUUUGCUCAAUGGGUGAGUCCCGACUUCCCAUACCCGACGGAGUUCAAGUGACCCGGCAAGGAGUGCCAAGGCGUUUCCUCCGUUCGGCCUGGCCCCCUGUCCCCCAACAAUCGGCCGUUCGCAGCCCGGAGCUCUAUCCGGCCUGGCCAGCAGGGGCCAGCAUCCGGAUGACAGCCCACCGUCACGACAAGUCGCCAUUUACGCAGAUCAAGACAUCCAAUGCAAGAUGCCCGAGGAUAUCGGUACCUCUGUCGCUGCUACGUCCAACCAUAAUAAACCUUACCAUGCAAAGCGGCCGCACCGCAAAUCUCGGACGGGAUGCCGCAAUUGCAAGACGCGCAAGGUCAAGUGUGACGAGGGCCGCCCAACCUGCCAUUCCUGUACCGUGAGGAACGAGACAUGCGUGUACAUGGUUGCUGUACGCAGGCGCACCAGCCCCCCACCGUCUUCGUCUUCGUCUUCGUCAACGUCAACGUCCGGCCAGGAACUACUAGUAGCUCCCCCGUUCGCCGUGGCGCAUAGGGAAUGCACCCCUGCCACUGUCCCUCUGCAGCCCCUAUUCAUACCGAGUGGUCGCGACGAGCUCGACAUGCGGCUCUUGUGGUUUUACACCACCGCAACCUACGCCUCCUUCUCGACCAGUCUGACGCAGCGCGACGUCGAGGUGGUCCUCAAGGUUCACGUCGUCCAGCACGCCUUUGCCAACCCUUUUCUGAUGGACUGCCUGCUGGGUCUCUCGGCGAUGCACAUCAACCAUCUCGGACUCCGCAGCAUGGGCGUGUCGCGCACCCACGAGAUCUACUACCGAGCCAAAGCCUUCGAGACCUACCGCAAGGCAGUCGAGGCUGCAGACCCGGCCGCCUAUCCGGCCCUGUUGGCAGCAUCUCUGUUGCUGUGCGGGCUGUCAACUCAUGUGUUCCGGGGCGAAGAGGCCAAACCUCUGUCGAUUCUGGAUUGGAUGCUAAUCUGGAGAGGCAUCGGCACCAUCGCCGAGCUCACAGAGUCCAGGUUCCCAGAAGUAGCCAGGCCUAGGAACGGGAUCGCGCAGCUCCUCAACCGGCCCGACGUAGAUUCCGUUGCGUCCGCCCAGUGCGUCCCAAGCAAUCUCCUCUUCAUGGUGACUUCGAUCAGGGACGACGACCCGGAUUUCGCCUUUGUGCAGGCCUACUACAAAGCGCUACAAGUUCUCGGCUCGCUCUACCUCGAGCUCAGCAACGGCAUUAGCCAGAUGCUGCUGCUGCGCAUCGCCACCUUCUUCACCUUCCUCCCGAGCCCAUUCAUCGAUGCGGCCCGGCAAAAGCGGCCUCGCGCCCUCAUCAUCCUCGCCCACUACCUCGUAUUCGCCAUGUUUAGGUUCGCGGCCUGUUGGUGGAUGGACGGGAUCAGUCAGCGCGAGAUCCCGGGCAUAUGCCAGUUCCUCGGGCCCGAUUGGGACCACUGGCUCCGCGUUCCCAGGGCCGCGUUGCUGCUUGACAACUACCAGGAUGUUGCCAGGCUCCUGCUGGACGAUCCGCAUUGGGACAUGCCCACGACGCUGGAAACUGAGUCGCCGACCACGCAGCACGAGAGUGAGUUGGUGAUUCGAGCGGUCAUGGAGAACGAGGCGGCAGAUCACAUGGAGGUCCGCAAGCAGAGCAAGAUUCUGUUUGAAAUUCCGUGACGGUGCCGCGUUUCCCAGGGGGUUCCCUUCUCGCCGAUUGAGUUAUGUAAGAGCAAGCUCCAGAGCUCAGACCCAUGAGCGAGGAGGUUCGGAGUAU